Molecule: messenger RNA, 2270 nt
Organism: Durio zibethinus
Lineage: Eukaryota; Viridiplantae; Streptophyta; Magnoliopsida; Malvales; Malvaceae
Source: RefSeq, a predicted model, not a curated record
ACCAACCCAAUCAUUUAGACUAAGAAGAUCCGACCCGCCCCACCAGAUCCAGUUAAAGAAAACCGUGGUAACGGGUCUUUUCACCGUCCCUAGGAAGAGGGAUCCCGGCAGCGGCACCAUCGAAAGCUCCAUGCUUUGCAAGUUACAAGUUAGUGUUGCAACAACAAUCUGACAGACAUAAUAGCAAACAGCUGCUGUGCGAAAGAUGGAAGACAAUUUGGAGAAUGAAAAUCCAGUACCGCAUGUCCUUCUGCACGAACAAGAGAUCGCUACCCAAAGAAUCAUCCAGGCUCAGAGCCAAAGAGAGGCAGUCGCUAAACCUCCGUAUAAGGAUGGCACAGACCUUUUCUGGGAGCGGCCUGACCCCAAUGCCCUGAAAGAGCAUCUACUGAAAAUGGCUUCAGAGCAUCGUGCGGAAAUGGCUUCUAAGCGUGGCAAGCCUACCCUUCCUGAACCAGCUUUAGGUAACAUAGAAAUUGGAAACGGGUAUGGUGUACCAGGAGGAGGUGCUUAUUUCUAUGGCACAGCAAAGCCUAAUGUAGCUACACCAGUUUCAGGAAAUUUGGGACUCGUAAAUAAUGAUAUAAGCCAGAAAAAUUCUAAGCUUGGUGGAGAAUCAAAACCAACGGCUGCAUCUAAGGACUUACCUGAGUACCUUAAGCAAAAGUUGAGAGCAAGGGGCAUUUUAAAAGAUGAUGCAGGGAAAGAUGAUCUUUCCAGAACUGAUAAUAACUUGGAGACUGGUUCACCUCAGCUCAUGGAAAUUGGAAAGUUGCCCCCUGGGUGGGUGGAAGCAAAAGAUCCUUCAACUGGUGCUUCAUAUUAUUAUAAUGAAAGUAUUGGAAAGAGUCAGUGGGAAAGACCAGUGGAAACAUCUUGGAGUGCUCAUAUUCCGUUUGCUACACGACUUGGGGGAGAUUGGGUGGAAGCAGUAGACGAAACAACGGGGCACAAAUAUUAUUACAAUACAAAGACCAAUAUAUCUCAAUGGGAGUGCCCUAAUUUAUCACAGCCAGUUGCAUCAGAGUGCCCUGGAAACAGUUUUUCUGGAAAUACUUUUAAUGAGAAUUUGGCUUCUCAGUCACCAGACCUGGACAAAUGCAUUGGUUGUGGAGGUUGGGGAGUGGGCCUGGUGCAGGUUUGGGGUUAUUGCAAUCAUUGCACACGAGUUCUCAAUCUGCCACAGAGCCAGUGUUUGUCAACUAUUAUGGAUAACCAGCAGCAUAAUAGCAAGUCUUCUAAUACCAAGGACAAUUAUGAGAAUAAGGCUCCGAAACAGCGAUCCAAUGGGAAAUCUCUUUUGGGAAAAGGAAACAGAAAAGAUAAAAGGAAGCAUGUCUACAAUGAUGAUGAUGAGCUGGAUCCCAUGGAUCCAAGCUCUUAUUCUGAUGCUCCCCGUGGUGGCUGGAUUGUUGGGCUGAAAGGAGUACAGCCACGAGCAGCUGAUACCACUGCCACGGGUCCUCUGUUUCAACAGCGUCCUUAUCCUUCACCAGGAGCUGUAUUGCGGAAGAAUGCCGAAAUAGCUUCACAUACGAAGAAAUCGAGCUCACACUGGACACCUGUAUCCAAGAAAGGGGAUGGGAGUGAUGGCCUUGGUGAUGCAGAUUGAGAUUGUGACUUAAAUGGGGCAAAUUUCAUCUUUUGCGAUGCUUGUUUUAGCCUGGUAAUCUAAGUGAGUAACUAUGCGUAGUCUUGGCUGUCUAUACUCGUGAGGAUGCAAAUCUUGAAACUUUCAGCUGCCCCAAACAUGCUGUCAUUUGGCAACUAUGAUGCAACAAUCAAAGAUGAUGACUAUAAUUCAGCUACUAAAAUUGAACGACUGAUGGAAGUCCAGUUGUAUUAUAUGGUAUUUAAUACCCUUAACGACUUCUGCAAAUGUGGGAACAUGAAUAUGUUGAUCCUACUUUCACCAGGUCAUCUAUAUAUGUCAUGGACCCAGAGAUGAUAUUCAGGACAGGAUUAAAAAUGAGACAGGAGAACUAUGUACAGAAAAAUUUGCAGAUUCUUACGCCAAAAGUUUCUUCGUGGCAAUGUCAGAUGAUGUUUUCACAAAGUUAAGAUCGUAGGUUUUCUUGUAGUUUGAAUGUAUGUACGAAAGUUUAUUGUCUAAAUAUCUAGUGUGUUUUUGGCAAAAAAAAAAAAAAAAAUUUGUUUGUGUUGAAAUUUUGUGUGAUUGUAAGUUGCAGCUAGAACCAUGCUGUCUGUUAGUGUUAGUUAUGAAUUUGUAAACUUUGCAUCUCCAAAACUCUCUAGUUUUCAUCUGAUCA